Molecule: messenger RNA, 1110 nt
Organism: Alternaria metachromatica
Lineage: Eukaryota; Fungi; Ascomycota; Dothideomycetes; Pleosporales; Pleosporaceae
Exons: 2
Coding region: 1-1110 (369 amino acids)
Source: RefSeq, a predicted model, not a curated record
AUGGUGAAUAACGAGGCGCUCGAGCGCAGCGGCGAUGGCAUCAAGAAAAAACUCACAGGCUUCAAUGCCCUGGCGAUCAAGGACAACAUGAAGCAGUUCCUCUCCGCCGAGCUGCCUGUAACGAACACACCUACAACACCCUCAGCGAAGCGCCCAGCAGCGGCGCCACAGUCAGCGGCACCAAAGCGCGUGAAGCGUGCAAAGCAAGCAGGAAGGGGCGAAGAGAUCGGCGACAAGACCAGCGAUGAUACCGAAGCACCACAGCGAACGGCUACAAAGCGCGUGAAGCGUGCCACGCGAACGGAAGAGAGCGAAGAGGUUGGCGACAAGACCAUUGACGAUACCCAAGACACGAUGCAAAGUAUGCUCCCGCGUCUGUUCGUGGCAGACGGGGCGCAGCUGUCAACACCUACACUGACCUGCCUCGACGCUCUAGGGUCUCCGCUGAGUGCCGUCGCAGCGCAGAAGCCUGAGAACGAAGAUUUGUCGAGCAGACUUUGGCCGCUGGUCGCUCCCAUAUCCACUCUCAUCUCGGCUCGAGAUUCUGUCAUCCCAAUGCACAACUACCUCGAUAACUUCGGUCGGCUAGCUGCUGCAAUUCGCAAACUUCCGGUCACUGCCCCAGCCUGCUUCAGCUCAUUCCUCACUAGCAUACACUUUACGGUCGUCGUGGACCGCGGAGACGCAGGAGAUACGUUGGCCGUGUCAGAAAAAGAGCCGGAAGACACGAGUCUAGAAGAGGCAGCAGUCAUGGCCGAGGUGGGUAUCCUGUCGAACGAAGUGAACCGCGCCUUGAGCAGGUGGAGUUCAUCCUUCCCUUCGCCGCCCUCCGAUUCGAUGAUGUAUCCGGUGGACUUCAACCAGACGGAGAGGACGGAACUCAGAGCCUUCGCCAGGCAGUACAUCACGAGGAAUUCCCAUCUCAGCAAGCUGGGUGUAGUAAGAGAGGUCUUACUUGCUACCAGUAAAGACUUUCGGGCAAUCUGGCCGAUCGGACGAGGGGGGACGUUGACGACAGCGAUCAACCUGUUGGUCGAGGCAAGGAAGAACGUCAAUUUUGUCAAGGGCAAGUCUCCGUCUACCAAGAGGGUGGGUGACAAGGAGGAAUAG